This is a messenger RNA of Hevea brasiliensis (rubber tree), 3486 nucleotides long. Its product is annotated as germin-like protein subfamily T member 2. Bases 2652 to 3314 code for a protein of 220 amino acids. The record is from RefSeq and is a predicted model, not a curated record. The transcript has 7 exons. NCBI's taxonomy places the organism in Eukaryota, Viridiplantae, Streptophyta, Magnoliopsida, Malpighiales, Euphorbiaceae. Gene Ontology annotation, molecular function: manganese ion binding. Gene Ontology annotation, cellular component: cell wall.
CUAGGGCCGACUCAAGGCAGCGCUCAUGUUCGGCCUACUUCACUGCUGCCACCAGCAACUUCACUACUACUCCUCCCCUCCCGCCCGGCCCGCUUCUGCCGACCCACCGCCACUCUCCGCCCAAACUUCACCAUGAGCAUCGAACAUGUUCAAACCACCCAUCUCAGCGAAAUAUUCAAGCAAAAACGGAUUCUCCGAACCAAAAUUCCGCGAGGACCUUAAGUCCAUGGAUCCCUCCCUCCGAUCCCUAGAAGUUAACUUCAGAAUUCUAUCAUUAACUCAUUGUUUAGAUACUCUCUUAAUUAACUCUCAUCUGUGUUUUGUUUGCUACACAAUGCAAUCCAGGGUAUUGUCUUAGAUGCAGUCUAGCCGGAGAUUAUGUGCUUAUAUAAGUUGCAGCGCGCUAUAUGGUUGAUACGUCCAAAUUGAUGUCGGAAAUUCUGCGGAAUCCGGCCAAAGAUGGCUGUACUUAGCCCGCGAAGAAGCUUUAUGUUCCGCGGCUAGAGGACAAGAACAGUCAUAUGCGAAUGCUCAACAUCUCAAGCAUGGAUGAUCUAAAUGCAAACUCAAUGAAUAUUUUAGAACCUGCUCCAGUAGAUCAUGUUGAAAUGCACGAGAAGAUGAUAUUAAAGGUCUGUAGUGGUGCAGUAAUGCAGGCAAGUGACCCAGUUGAUUUGUUCCUCCUGCCUGGGCUCGCAUUUGACAGAUGUGGAAGACGCCUGGGCCGUGGCGGAGGGUCUUUCAUAUUCACACCAGACAGACACUCAGUCACACUCCCACACUUUGUAGUUCUGUAAUUCCAGGCCUAGGACAAGAGGUCAGGUUCCUUCCAAUCCAUAACUAGUUGCUUUAAGUCUCAACCAUAUAUCCUAGAAAGAGGCAUGGAUUAUGAGUCGUUGCAAGACCUGUGGAGAUUGUGCUUAUAUUUAUUGUCCUAAAUAAUUGGAGAAUCCACUUUCAUAGCUGUUGGAGAGUAAUCAUUACUGCUUAUAAUCUUUGUGCAUAUCUAGGCUUGCGCAUAUUUGACGAAGUUUUCUAAUGUUAUGAUUUUCUAUUGUGCCAAUUACAUUUUCAUAACUUCAUUUUUGCCCUCAACUCUUCUAUUCUUUAAUUUUUGUAUUCUCUUCUUGACAUAUGCGAUGCAAUUCAAAGUUAUUAUGAUGCCUUUUUGAGGAAGUAUCAAGAGCUAGCAAGGGAGAGGAAUUGGAGACAACCUCUUUGUUGCACUGUCUUAUUUUCUGCAAAUCAUGGAUGGAGGAGUUAUACCAGUAACUCUGCAUGACUUAUUGGUGGAUGCUCUUGUGACUCCAUCUGGCAUGAUUCCCAUUAGCCCAUCCGCCUUAGAAAGAUCUAAUGUUGGAUGUUGAAGUGACACUAGAAUGCUUUCUUGGAUGGAAUUCUAAAAUUUUGAUUUUGGUUUAUGACCUGACAAAGAGGAUUAUAUGUUGUUAAGAGCAAAAAUGUUAGAUUGGUGCCAGUGCCAUCAAAAAGAUUCCCGUGUGCCAUUGCCGGAAGGCCAUAGUCAAUUUUCCAAAGCAUGAGCCUUCUAGAAAGAGAGUCUAAUGUGAAAUGAGUUUGCGUGAUUUGUAUUGUUUUGAGUGUAACCAUCAAACUUGAUAUUUUGUAAAUAACUAAAUAUGGAUUAGAAUAAAGGAUUUUUGUUCAUUGUUCAAUUUUUUUUUAUUUUCAGAAGUUGUUGUCAUGCUUGAAUCAUCAAAUGGAACUAAUUGCAAUAUUGAGUUACUGUAGCUGCAAAGUUUGACCAGCAGUGAUUGUCAAGAAAUGAAGUCGGUUAAAUUGCCCUUUAGAACAUCCCAAAUGGUAGGUUGCCACACAUUUUAUGACGUGAACAGUGAUAUUUUGAGAUGCUGCUGGCCAACCACUAGGCUUGUGCUUUUGGCUGCGAAGUGCAGACUGGGCGAAGGCUUGUUUUCUGAAGGCUGCUUCUGAAAUAAUUUUAAGGGCCCUAAACGGGUUUAAGUCCUGUCAAUAGUUUGGAGAGCAAUUGUUAAUUUUUCAGGUAAAUGAUUAUGGACAGUGACAGCUACAUCAAAUUCUACAAGUAAUUAUAACAGUGUGAAACCUUGAAAGAGUAUGUGCCCCUAAAGUCAUGGAUGUAGCUGGAUUAUUUCCAAUGGCUGGAAGAAGUCUGCCCAAGUUAUCCCGAGUAACACUCCAACAAUAAAUUUCCCAGUAAGCUACAUCAACUUUUCAGAGUUCGAGGACUAAAAUCACAACAACUAUACAAUUCCCACGCUCCAUUGGCUUUAAUGGGUCAUAAACACAUACUGUUCAAAGUUUUGGCAACAAGAAACCACUUUUCCUCCCUUUUGUAUUGAGAUUAGGUGGGAUGUCCCUAUAAGUAUAAGUUAUUGAAUUGUUGUUGACCGUUUCAACUCUGUGCAAAAUAGUGAAAUAACCCUUGUUUAUUAUUAUCUGGAUUCAAAAAAAAAGUUGCAAUUGCAAUUUGUCUUGAACGUUAUUUUCAUCCUUUAAUAUAUCUAUCAACUUGGUCAUUGACUUGCUAUUACAAGUCCAGUAGUCUUAAUGGAGAUUUGAUAUAAAUUAGAGGCACAAAUGAUGCCAUAUAUCUGCAAGCACAAUCUCCAUUAUUACAUACUUUCUUUUGGCCACAAGAGUUCAUAUCUGCCAUGGCUUUUUCCUCCUCCAUUCGCCUUCUGGGUAGCCUGAUAGUGAUGCUGCUUCUUCCUAUGCAUAUCAAUUCAGCUGACCCAGAUCCUCUGCAGGAUUUCUGUGUUGCUGACUUAAAAGCCUCUGCAUCGUUAAAUGGCUUCCCUUGCAAACCUGCAGAAGAAGUAACUUCUAAUGAUUUUUUCUUUGAUGGUUUGAGCAAAGAGGGCAACACAACAAACAUCUUUGGUUGGUCUGUGACUGCAGCUAAUGUUCUUUCAUUUCCUGGCCUCAAUACUCUAGGAAUUUCGAUGAACCGAGUAGACUUUGCUCCCGGAGGGCUGAAUCCUCCUCAUUCACAUCCUCGUGCAACCGAGACUGGGGUGGUCAUAGAAGGGAAGCUCCUUAUAGGAUUUGUGACAACUAGCAAUGUGUUUCACUCCAAAGUUUUGAGUGCUGGGCAGAUGUUUGUUGUUCCUCGUGGUCUUGUUCACUUUCAACUAAAUGUUGGAGAAGAAAAGGCCCUCCUUUUCACUGCUUUCAACAGCCAUUUCCCAGGUUCUGCAGUCGCCCCAACUACUCUUUUUGCUUCUACACCUCCAAUUCCCAAUCAAGUGUUAACAAAGGCCUUCCAAGUUGGGGAAGAUACAAUCAAAACCAUAAAAUCCAAGUUUGGAUCUUAAACAUUCUUGAAAACCCUUCCAAAAUUUGUACGAAGACACUUGUUUUUCUGCAUCACAAGUCAUUCAUCUGAUUGUGAUUUAUUGUGUCUGUUUUAAUGUAUGCUUGUCAUGGUGGUUUUUUCCUACCCUUUCCUUGAUGGAUGUAAUAAUACAUGAUAUCAAAUUACUGAAA